Messenger RNA from Protobothrops mucrosquamatus (brown spotted pit viper), 1244 nucleotides. RefSeq names its product coiled-coil domain containing 33 (gene CCDC33). Gene Ontology annotation, cellular component: peroxisome. The record is from RefSeq and is a predicted model, not a curated record. The transcript has 11 exons. Bases 35 to 985 code for a protein of 316 amino acids. Lineage: Eukaryota; Metazoa; Chordata; Lepidosauria; Squamata; Viperidae.
CAACAGGUUUCCAUUACCUGAUGCUGUAGCCAAGAUGCUGCCUGGGAAAGACAACAGGCCAGUCAUUGAAGAGAUCCAGGAUCUGGAAAUAGACAAUUACCGCACAGCCAUGAAAAAAAUGGCGGAUGACAUCGUGUCUUUGCGCCAACAUAUUUCCACACUGGAGAGGGAAAACAGUGCGUUGAGACGCAACCUUGCCUUGCAUGAAGAUAUUGGGCGCGCUCUUCUCCAGGACAUUGAUCUGGAUGUUAUGACCAAGGCAGAAAUAGUCGACAGAAUAUUGGUCCUCAAGCAAAAAUUAUCUUCUGGGGCUCGGGAGAUGGCCAGGAUGAAGGAUCGGAUACAAAGACUGCAAAACGAAUUGAUUCGGAAAAAUGACCGAGAAAAAGACUUGGUGAUGUUGCAGAAAGCUCACCAACAACAGCAGAUGGUACUUCGAAAAUAUCAAGCCAAGAUCGCCAGGAUGCAAACUCUUGAGGAUGCCGUCAAACAGCAGGAAAAGGUAAUCGAGAGGAUGGAGAGGAUGCUGGAAGGGAAGGUGAAGGAACGGAUCAAAGAAGCCUCAUUCGGGGAGUUAUCCAAAACGGCUGGUGACAAUUGGACCAAAGAUGUCUACUCCACCCUAUUGAUGGAGAACAUGAGGCUACGGGAUGAACUGGGGAAAUCUUCUUUUCGUUCACCCAUCAUAUUGCAACAGCAAGCAUUACCAGACACAUUUUCAUCCAGCUCAGAAAAGCUCUCGUUGAUUUCAAAGCUGGAGAAGGCUGAGGCACGCAUCCUUGCCUUGGAACACCAGCUGGUGGACUCUGCCAAGAGUUGGGGGCGAGACAAGCAGAAUUACAACACUCGUCAGCUUGAAAAUGACCUUGGAUUUGACCGAUCGCCAUCCUCGUUUAUAGUUCAUGAUAUUUUUCCGGACGAGAAGGAAAGGAGAGCGGAUGAAGAGGAGAAGUACAAAAAAUCAGGGAACGUCAUACAAAAGUAGCUCGUCAAGGGGCUGAAUCUCCUUAGAGAAACCGCAUUAAAUUAACACAACUCAAGAGCCAUUGGAAUCCACCGCCUUUGACUUAAGUCUGGGAAGAAACUCUGGAAUUCUACCUGCUGCAGCAGAACAAAAUCUCUAUCGCGAAAUAUAUACCGUUAUAUACCUCUUUCCUGGAGAGAUGAGCUGAAUACAGACUUCUCUGUAAAACUACCUUAUAGUCUUGGUGCCUGUUAUGUAAAUUUUGUACGGUACCUAAGGC